Hirsutella rhossiliensis is the source of this 5571-nucleotide messenger RNA. Its product is annotated as chitin synthase domain-containing protein. The record is from RefSeq and is a predicted model, not a curated record. The coding region runs from base 1 to 5571 and encodes 1856 amino acids. Gene Ontology annotation, cellular component: cell periphery; cell septum; myosin complex. Lineage: Eukaryota; Fungi; Ascomycota; Sordariomycetes; Hypocreales; Ophiocordycipitaceae. The transcript has 3 exons. Gene Ontology annotation, molecular function: cytoskeletal motor activity; ATP binding; chitin synthase activity.
AUGGCCACGACUCUCCCCCCUCUGGGAGCCGGCAGCGGAGGGGCACAUACCCAACACUCGCUCCCCUCGUUGCCGGCACAUCUCCAGUCGGAUACUCACAUCACUGGCCACCUGGCCAGCCGCUUUCACGUCUCACACCCCACCGCCAGGCUCUCAUCGCAUGGCCUCAUCUGCCUAAACACCUACACGUCGUCUACCAAAGGCCCCGAUGGCGGUAAAGCCGGCAGCGCCAUGGCCGGCGCCGAGGACAUGGCUGCUCGCGCCUGGCUGAGGCUGGGACAUCGAUCCGAGAGCCAGGCCAUCGUCUUUCUCGGCGAGUCUGGAUCCGGCAAGUCCACUGUCCGCAACCAUCUCCUCUCGGCUCUGCUUGACAAGUCGUCUACGCCCCUGUCGACUAAGCUCUCUCUGGCCGCGUAUGUCUUCGACACCCUCACCACCACUAAGACCGCCACUACGCCCACGGCUUCCAAGUCCGGUCUCUUCUACGAACUGCAGUACGACACUUCGAGCACCACCAACCCAGUCCUCAUCGGCGGCAAGGUCCUGGAUCACAGGCUGGAGAGGAGCCGCAUCACCGAUGUGCCGACUGGCGAGCGAAACCUCCACAUUCUCUACUAUCUCUUGGCCGGCACUAGCGAGGCCGAGAAGACCCAUCUCGGUCUAGAUGGCGCCAAGAGGUGGAAGUAUCUCGGACAUCCAACCCAGCUCAAGGUAGGCAUCAACGACGCCGACGGCUUCCAGCUUUUCAAGAGCGCCUUGAGGAAGCUUGAAUUCCCAAGGGGCGAGAUUGCCGAGAUUUGCCAAGUCUUGGCCACUAUUCUGCAUAUCGGCCAACUCGACUUUGAGACGACCAGCAACACCAGCGCCACCGGUGAUGACAGCGGCGGCUUUUCCCACGACGGCGGAGUCACGACCACGACGGUGAAGAACAAGGAUGUCCUCGCCAUUGUUGCCGCCUUCCUCGGCGUCAGCACCGGUGACCUGCAGAGCACCCUGGGCUACAAGACCAAGAUGAUCCAGAAGGAACGCGUGACCGUCAUGUUGGAUCCUAAUGGCGCCCGUGCCCAUGCCAACGAGCUGGCCCGGACCCUGUACGCCCUCUUGGUCGCCUGGAUCAUCGAAAACGCCAACCAGAGGAUCUGCGCUCCCGAGGAGAGCAUCGCCAACACGAUUUCGCUCGUCGAUUUCCCGGGUUUCGCCCAGCAGUCGUCGACGAAGUCGACCUUGGACCAGCUCCUGAACAAUGCAGCCACCGAGGCAAUCUACAACAUGACGCUGCACAACUUUUUUGACCGCAAGGCCGAGAUGCUCGAAUCGGAAGAGGUCAGCGUCGCUCCCACGAGCUACUUUGACAACUCCGAUGCGGUCAAGGGCCUGCUCAAGCCUGGCAAUGGCCUUCUGAGCAUUCUCGAUGACCAGACGAGGCGGAACAGAACCGACAUGCAGCUCCUAGAAAGCCUGCGAAAGCGCUUCGAGGGCAAGAACCCGGCCAUUGAGGUCGGCGCGGCCACAGCCAAGUUGCCGGGCAGCAAUUUCCUGACCGAAAACACGGCUGCUUCCUUCACCGUCAAACAUUUUGCUGGCGAGGUCGACUACCCCAUCAAAGGUUUGGUCGAAGAGAAUGGCGAAAUCAUCUCCGUUGACCUGUUGAACAUGUUCAAUGCGACUAAGAGCGAAUUCGUCGCCAAGCUCUUCGGGCAAGAUGCCUUGAAGACCAUCUCCCACCCUAGUGAGAAGACGGCAGUCUUGCAGGCCACGGUCAGCUCCAAACCCAUGCGAGCCCCCAGUGUCAUGUCGCGCAAGGGAGGCCGCGUCCGAGGCGUCGGUGCCCAGCGGCGACAACAGGACGCUUUAGAGCCAGCCGAGCAACGGGGCGACAAAAGUACCAAGAACGGCGGCAAGGGAUCGACGGAACAGGGGGCGUCUGGCCAGUUCCUGUCCUCGCUCGACAAUGUCCAGAAGGCCGUGACGGACCCUGGUACCAAUGCGUACUUUGUCUUCUGCUUGAAGCCCAACGAUCGUCGCAUUGCCAACCAAUUCGACAGCAAGUGUGUGCGUACUCAAGUGCAGACUUUUGGCAUUGCCGAGAUCAGUCAGAGGCUGCGCUCGGCCGACUUCAGCCUGUUCCUCCCCUUUGGCGAGUUUCUCGGCAUGGCUGAUGCCGAGACAAUCCUGGUUGGCAGCGAGCGCGAGCGGGUUGAAAUGGUCAUUGACGAGAAGCGGUGGCCCAGCAACGAGGUCCAAGUCGGUUCAACCGGUGUCUUCCUGAGCGAGAGAUGCUGGAUGGAAGUUGCCCGUCUUUCUGAAAAGGCGGCUGCUCAUGGACGUUUCGGCUUGUCUCCGGAAGGGGAAGGCGGCGAAGGCGUCGCCGCUGGCGAGCAGCUUGCCUUCACCGCCUCCAAGGAGCAGCUCCUCUCUGCGGGAACUACGCCGCUCAUGUACGGGGAAAAGGCCAAGGCUGGGUACUUCACCGGCUCGGAUGACACUCGAUCCGAGGCUGGAGCUUCGGCACUCGGAGCUGGCGACAUGUUCAAGAACCUCGAUACACGAGAGCAGAUGGCCGAACGAGGCAACGAAAAAUCUCUCGAGGAGGUUGAAGAGUUCAAGGACAGCCCAAGCCGCAAGCGAUGGGUUUUCACCGUCUACUUCCUGACGUGGUUCAUCCCCGAUUUUCUCAUUCGUUGGAUGGGCCGGAUGCCCCGCAAAGAUGUCCGCAUGGCCUGGAGAGAAAAGGUGGCCAUCAACAUGCUCAUCUGGCUCCUGUGUCUCGUCGCCGCCUUCUUCAUUGUCGUUUUCCCAAUGCUCAUUUGCCCAAAGCAGAAUGUCUUCAGCGCCGAGGAACUCUCAGCAUACGACGGCAAGACGGGAAGCAGAGGCGCAUACGUCUCCAUCCGAGGCUAUGUCAUCGACCUGGAUGCCUACGUGCCUCACCACUAUCCUCGGUAUUUGGGGAGCAAAAGUCUCCUCAACUACGCCGGCAAGGACGUCAGCAGCCUUUUCCCCGUACAAGUCUCCGCCUUGUGCUCAGGAGCGACCGGCUCCGUCAACCAAGAGGUCACGCUAGACUACAAGAACACGAAUCAGUCGGGCUCGCCCAGCCUCAUCGAUGCUCAAGAUGUCAACGCCAAGUAUCACGACUUCCGUUUCUUCACCAACGAUAGUCGGCCGGACUGGUAUCUAGAGCAGCUGUUGACUCUUCGAGGAAAUUGGGGCAAGGGCAACAUUGGCUAUUCUCCCGAAUACGUCCAGAAACUGGCCAACAAUCAGAAGACCAUAGCCAUCCUCGGAAACAGAGUCUACGAUAUAACGUCGUAUCUCAAUGGCGGACGAAAAAUGCGCGCCAAGGCUGGGGAAUCGCCCCCGAACGACCCCUCGCUCACGGAUUUCAUGAGUCCCGCUGUUGUGCAGUUAUUUCAGCUCAAGGCCGGCAUUGACCUCACCAAGUUCUGGGACUCGUUGGACGUCCAGCCCGAGGUCAAGGCAAGGAUGCGGACGUGUCUCGACAACUUGUUUUACGUCGGUGAUGUUGACACCCGAAACUCGACUCGAUGCAAAUUCGCAGAAUACCUGGUGCUGGCCGUCUCGAUUCUUCUUGCCUCCGUCAUUGCCUUCAAGUUCUUCGCCGCGCUGCAAUUUGGCGGCAAGAAUGUGCCGGAGAACCUGGACAAAUUUGUUCUGUGCCAGAUCCCGGCUUACACCGAGGAUGAAGACUCGCUUCGCCGGGCCAUUGAUUCCGCCGCCAGGAUGCGUUAUGAUGACAAGCGCAAGCUUCUUGUCAUUGUCUGCGAUGGCAUGAUCAUUGGUCAGGGCAACGACAGGCCGACUCCACGGAUUGUGCUCGACAUUCUCGGCGUCUCUGAAACCGUGGACCCGGAGCCGUUGAGCUUCGAAUCGCUCGGCGAAGGCCAGAAGCAGCACAAUAUGGGCAAGGUCUAUUCCGGUCUGUACGAGGUCCAGGGCCAUAUUGUUCCGUUCAUGGUCAUUGUCAAGGUUGGCAAGCCGUCUGAGGUGGUCCGCCCCGGAAACCGUGGCAAGCGAGACUCGCAGAUGGUCAUUAUGCGCUUCCUCAACCGCGUCCACUACAACCUGUCCAUGAGCCCAUUGGAGCUGGAGAUGUACCAUCAGAUCCGCAACAUCAUCGGCGUGAACCCAACCUUUUACGAGUUCAUGUUGCAGAUUGAUGCCGACACGGUUGUUGCCGCGGAUUCCGCCACGCGCAUGGUGUCGGCCUUCCUCGACGACACGCGUCUCAUCGCCGUCUGCGGCGAGACUGCCUUGACCAAUGCCAAGUCGUCCUUCAUCACCAUGAUCCAGGUCUACGAGUACUACAUCUCGCACAACCUGUCCAAGGCCUUUGAGAGCUUGUUCGGCUCUGUCACCUGCUUACCCGGCUGCUUCUCCAUGUACCGAAUCCGCGCCGCCGAGACCGGGAAGCCGCUGUUUGUCAGCCGCGAGGUUGUCGAGGCCUAUUCCACGAUUCGAGUUGACACGCUGCAUAUGAAGAACCUGCUGCACUUGGGUGAAGAUCGCUAUCUCACCACACUGCUGCUCAAGUUUCAUUCCAAGUACAAGACCAAGUUCAUCUUCACAGCCCACGCCUGGACCAUUGCGCCUGACUCCUGGGCCGUCUUCCUCUCGCAGCGGCGUCGCUGGAUCAAUUCGACGGUGCACAACCUGAUGGAGCUCAUUCCCAUGAAUCAGCUCUGUGGUUUCUGCUGCUUUAGCAUGCGUUUCAUUGUCUUCGUCGACCUGCUCAGCACCGUUGUCCAGCCUGUCACCAUUGCGUACAUUGUGUACCUGAUUGUGCUUGUGGCCACAAAGGCGACGGUCGUGCCCAUCACUGCCUUUGUUCUGCUCGGAGCCAUCUACGGUCUCCAGGCCAUCAUCUUCAUCCUGCGCCGCAAGUGGGAAAUGGUUGGGUGGAUGAUUCUCUACGUCAUGGCAAUUCCCGUCUUCAGCUUUGGCCUGCCUUUGUACGCUUUCUGGCACAUGGACGACUUCAACUGGGGCAACACGCGUGUUGUCGCCGGCGAGAAGGGCAAGAAGGUGGUCAUCUCGGACGAGGGCAAAUUCGAUCCCGGCUCUAUUCCCCGCAAGAAGUGGGAGGAGUAUCAGGCGGAGCUUUGGGAGACGCAGACGUCUCGCGAAGAUACUCGGUCUGAGAUUUCCGGCUUCAGCUAUGGCACCAAGGCCCACGCGCUCGUAUCCGAGUACGCCUUCCCCAGCCGCCCGAACUCGACGACAGGAUUUGCAGCCCACCCCUCCAUGUCUCACCUCCCCUAUGAUUCGCGUAAUCCCUCGCGGAUGUCACUGGCAGCCUCAGAGGUUGGCGGAAACCGCAUGAGCCAUUUCGGCGGGUCACAGUUCUUUAGUCCCGAAGACAUGGUCGGCCUGCCUAGUGACGACGCCCUCCUGGCCGAGAUUCGCGACAUCUUGAGGACGGCCGACCUGAUGACGGUCACGAAGAAAGGCGUUAAGCAGGAGCUGGAACGUCGCUUCGACGUGCCCCUAGACGCGAAGCGAGCGUACAUCAACAGCGCAACCGAGGCUAUACUCUCUGGUCAACUAUGA